Molecule: messenger RNA, 660 nt
Organism: Aspergillus sclerotioniger CBS 115572
Lineage: Eukaryota; Fungi; Ascomycota; Eurotiomycetes; Eurotiales; Aspergillaceae
Product: WD40 repeat domain-containing protein
Exons: 1
Coding region: 1-660 (219 amino acids)
Molecular function (GO): protein binding
Source: RefSeq, a predicted model, not a curated record
AUGCAAGACGAAGCAAUUGCGCUCAGCUUUUGGAAAAAUGACACGGUGCUGUACGUUGCUACAAAAGCCAACGUUGCCUUCAUUCUUGAUGCAGGGACUGGUGAAGAGCUCGAUGUGUUCAAAUUCUGUGAUUGGGAAGAAGAGGAAAUUCGCGAGCAUAGGUACCGACGGCCGCCCAUCUAUGCAGACUUUGCCCCUGCCCUGGGCCUACUUGGUCUUUCCUAUCCACACAGGCCUGUGAGCUUUUGGGGUCUUGACGGAUAUGAAUACGAAGGCCAAUUUCAUCGAUCUGGUGCCUUAUACCCGGAGCCACUGAUUGUCGCAUUCGCCUUCAACCCAAACCCUGACAUUCAACUGGCUGCAGUUAGCUUUCAGGACGGUGUGACGUUUGUCUUCGACCCCAUCAGUCUGACCAUACAAGCCACGGCAGAUACAAAUGCUUCUGUCCUCAGCAUCUCUCCAGAUGGCACAAUCCUGGCGGUCGGAACUGGAAAUGGUAUCAUCAAACUGUAUGAUUUUAGAACUAUGACACUACUCAAGCAAGUCUUUCUGCAGCGGGAGAGUAUUCGGGCCUUGGCCUUCAACAGCACCGGUACGCGAGUUUUCGAUAUCCGGGGCGAUUAUUGUAACAUAUGGCAGCCAUCGGUUCUGUUCAGAUGA